Messenger RNA from Phytophthora nicotianae INRA-310, 1032 nucleotides. RefSeq lists its product as hypothetical. The transcript has 4 exons. The coding region runs from base 42 to 440 and encodes 132 amino acids. The record is from RefSeq and is a predicted model, not a curated record. Lineage: Eukaryota; Oomycota; Peronosporomycetes; Peronosporales; Peronosporaceae.
CAAAAUGUGGCCAUCUCUCUAUUCGAGCACAGGAAGCGACCAUGGCGAACGUGAUGCUAACGAGCGAGGCGGCGAAGGACCCAAACAAGCCCUUUGCACUGCGUGUGGAGGACGUGUGCGCCAAGUUUGAUGAGCUCGUGUCCGAGUGUCUGACGCUUGUGCAGUCAGAGGAACAAUCCCCUGAAGGCGAGGACCAGACGAAUGUUGAGGACCAAGUGGUCAAGAAGCUUGAGCAGUUCAACUCAGUCUGCGACGAGCUGUACAAGGAAAUACUUCGACGAAAGGAAAAGCUUUUGUAUCUCAUGGAGAAGAGCCCCAAGAAUGUGGAUCUGCAUCGCCAGAUCCAGACAGCAGGCAAUUUGGCCCAAGUGGUGGGCGACUUCCGCCACUUCCUGGAGACUGGCAAAGACCCGACGCAACAACAACAGCCCAAAGAUUAAUUUUACAAAUGAAAAAGAGGCCGUCAAAGCGGGGGCCUCAAUUGUAUUUUCAAGCUAGCCGAGUAGUCGAUCGGAAGCGAAAAUGAGGCAGUACUUAUCGCUCAGAUGUCUCCGAAUGGUAGUGAAGGUGUCGUUGUCUCGCUGGUUCGCGUGUCCGAUGGAGUUGUAACUGUAGUCGAGGCCGGAGGGGGGAUGAACGCUGGUGUGAGUUCUGCUUCCGAGCUAUGGAACGACUCGUCCGCGACUUCAAAGUAGGGCAUGACAGUGCUAGGGAGUAUCUGCGGCUCGAUCCCUGGCUUGGGCCAUGGACCAUCCUCGACAGUAUUAGACCGAAGCAGCAAUUCGAGUAUCGAACUAUCACUAGGUGGGCAGUGCAUUAUCGGAGGAGGAACAAGAGGCAUGUGCUGCUGCUUGGCGAGAAGUUCAUUCUGUAACAGACAAGACAACAGUUAAUUCUUUACAACAAGAGGAAGUCCAUACCAGUUUAGCCAAACCAACCUGCUUCUGCACGAGCUGGCUUAAGUGGUGAAGCUGGGUCGCGAGUCCAUCAAUCUUCCGGCUCAGUCUCACCUCUAGCAUCGUCAAAUCUGCA